Molecule: messenger RNA, 780 nt
Organism: Salvia splendens (bonfire salvia)
Lineage: Eukaryota; Viridiplantae; Streptophyta; Magnoliopsida; Lamiales; Lamiaceae
Exons: 1
Coding region: 1-780 (259 amino acids)
Source: RefSeq, a predicted model, not a curated record
AUGUAUCUGGAUAAUGCUCAUGAUGUCUGGUCUGAUCUCCAUGAUCGAUUCUCUCAAGCUGACUCUGCCAGAUCCUAUCAGCUCAAGCAGCGGCUUAUGGCUCUUGUGCAAGGACAUUCGGAUGUUAGCAUAUAUUUCACUAAUCUUAGAAUUGUGUGGGAUGAAUACAAACACUCACAACCUGCUGCUUGGUGCACGUGUGGUACUUGUAGGUGCAAUAGUGCCCUAAGUUGGCACACCUAUCAGGAAGAUGAAUGCACAAUUCAGUUUCUAAUCGGUUUGAACUCUUCUUAUUCUCAGAUCAGAUCUGCUAUCCUAUCAAUAGUGCCAUUACCUUCUCUAUCUAAGGCAUUCUCUCUUGUUAUUCAAGAGGAGAGGCAACGAACAAUUGAUGGUAAUAUGCUAAACUCUUCUCCAGUUUCCUCUAGUGAACAACCUUUCAGCAUCAAUGCAGCUUCAUCCACUUUUGGUCGUGGCAAACUAUUAUGCUCUCAUUGUGGUCGUACCAACCACACUGUUGAUAGAUUCUUCUCCUUACAUGGUUAUCCCCAAGGUUUUGGCAAGGGAACAGGCAAGCCUCCCUAUAGAGAGUUCUCUAACUCCAAAGUGGUGAAUUAUGUUGAAGAAUCCACUGAAAACUGUGAUAAAGUAGUCAGUUCACUGCCUCAAUCUGCAGGCUCUCCUUCUUCUGAUCAACUCCAGCAGCUUAUCUCUCUUUUGCAUUCUCAGCUUGCUGCUACAUCUGCAUCAAAUUUGUCUCAAUCUGCAUCUUCUCCUUAA